AUGCAGCCGAUGCAGCAGCAAGAUCCGCAGCAGCAGACGCAGCAGCGGGGGCCGCCGUCACCCACGGCGUCCCCGUCUUCGUCGCUGUCCGAGCAGCCGAGGACCACCCUCCUCUCCAGCCUCGCCCAGCGGCUGGAGUCCGCCAGCUUUGCGGCGCGGCGGCGCGGGCCCGGCGGGGACGGCAGCCAUAGCGGCAGCGGCGGCGCAUCCGCUCUCAGCAGCGUCGAUGCUGAGGAGGCCACAGCGGCGGCGGCGGCCGCGGCGCGGGAUGCGUUCCAGGCGGGCACGCUCGGCGUCGGCUUCUCGGCAGGCGGCCUGCUCUUUCCCUACUUUGCGGGCGUGGUGGACGAGCUGACGUCACUCGGCGUCAUCGGGGAGACCACGAAGCUCGCCGGGGCCUCGGCCGGAUCCCUCAUCGUCGCCUGCGCGCGCAGUGGCCUGCCCAUGGCCACAAUUCUUGACGCGUGCUACGCCCUGGCGGACGACUGCCGCGCCAACGGGACACGCUUCAGGCUGGGCCCCGUGCUGGAGAGCGUCUUGCGCGCCCUGCUGCCGCCCGACGUCGCCGCCAGCGUCAGCGGCCGCACCUACGUUGCGGUCACGCGCGUGCUGCCGCGCGGCGGCCCCGUCCUGCAGCCGCAGCUGGUCAGCCAGUUCCGCGACAAGGAGGACCUCAUAGCCGCGCUGAUGACGUCAUGCCACAUCCCCAUCUACAUGAACGGCAGGCUGACCAACCAGUUCCGCGGCGCCAUUCACUUUGACGGAGGUGGGGAGCGCGGGCGAAGAUGA
Messenger RNA from Monoraphidium neglectum, 789 nucleotides. RefSeq lists its product as hypothetical. Bases 1 to 789 code for a protein of 262 amino acids. The transcript is spliced from 5 exons. Gene Ontology annotation, biological process: triglyceride catabolic process; lipid homeostasis. The record is from RefSeq and is a predicted model, not a curated record. NCBI's taxonomy places the organism in Eukaryota, Viridiplantae, Chlorophyta, Chlorophyceae, Sphaeropleales, Selenastraceae. Gene Ontology annotation, cellular component: membrane; lipid droplet; cytoplasm. Gene Ontology annotation, molecular function: triacylglycerol lipase activity.